UUGUUGUUAAACAUACGUAUUUUGAUUUUUGUGAAUUAAUAAAUUUUACUUUUAAAACUUUAAGCUCCAAUUUAAUGAAAUAACAACUACAUACUGGUUUAACUCCUUAUUUUAACUUUGUUCAUCAAUUGAAAUUCAUAGCGCAUUGCUAAGUUUCGGGAUCUGAUGAUUCUAACAUAUAUUCUAUUUUAAAAAAUGAGUCAUGGUCAUAUUUACGCAAUAUCGGUUACUAAUUUAGUUAAGGAAACGUGACUAUGAGAAUAUUGUGCUCUUAUCAAUGUGAUGUUGAGGAGUACUAAAGGGUGAUUACGGUGUAUGUGGUUAACAUUAUUGCUCAAAAUAUUGGACUACCAGAGAUGUUUUCUUACUAAUUUACAAAUACAAGAUAAACAAUUGAGAUAAAAAUGCCUAUACAAAAUAACACUCAAUCGAUGGGAUCAUCAAAUGUAGUAUUCAAUACACAGACAAGAUUUGACACCACAUAUGUGAAGAACAAACAGGGUGUCAUUAAAAUUGUUGAGAUUAUCCUUGACUUGCUAGGCUUUAUAUGCAUUCAGUCUUCAGCAUUCUGGUCCAACUGGCGUGGAGUUUAUUUUAAUGUGACUGCCCACUUGGGGCUGUGGUUUUCUGUGAUACUUCUUUUACUGUAUAUGUUCCACUUAAUAGAAAAGUAUCAUAAUAUGAAAUGGCUACAGAUAGAAAUGAUUGGAUGUGGACUUGUGACAUUUCUUUACCUCAUAGCAUCUACAAUUGUAGUGGCUUUUGGGACUGCUACAUAUUCUGCAGCUGGGUUCUUUGGAUACUUAGCUAUGGUGUUGUAUGGAUUUGAAGCAUUCACCAAAUUUCAAGCAAUAAAGUGUGGCGAAUUGGCACAAGGCAGCCGUGUAAUAACCAAACAGACACAUGUGACUACACCCCCAGCAUUACAUUAAAAAGUAAACAAAAAAAAAUAAGAAUUUUUAUAUAAAAUAAUUAUUUCUUAUCCAGCUACCAGGGUUAAGGGUUGAAAAGGAUGUCCUUCUGACAAACAGUCCAUGUUUGUCCUUUUGAAAAAUCUAAAUAUCUUCAAACUUAGCUUACUUUUAAUAAUCAACAUUUACUACUGAAAUUUGUUCAUCCAUGGCUGAUUUUUAAAAUCAGGCAGACUUUUACCGAAAGUAUCCAUUGUUUGAAAAAUUAAAAAGUUUUAGUAUGUAAGAUUUAAAUGUUUACCAAAGCUUCUUCCUUAAGUAUUCUGUAUUCUCUUCUGUCCGCCUACUGUCACAAUCACACUGGAUAAUAAAUAUUAUAUAAAAUGGUGUGAAAGGCAUUUAUAGAUUUUAAGUUACUAGGAAAAAUAUAAAGUUAAAGUACUUAGGAAAAAUGCCAAUCUUCAACUUAUAACUUAUCAUGUGGCUUGAUUGUAAUUGGUCUUAAUAUGCUAUUGAUCAAUGAAGGAAUUUAAUACUUGUACUAUUAUAAACUUCAAGAUUAUAAUUUUAUAAUAUUCAACAACUUAUAUUUAUUAAUAAUUAUAUGUUGUGAAGCAAAAUGCAAUUGGCUCUAUGUUAAACAAAGUACUCUUAAAAGAUUAUGAGAUUAAAAGUUGGUAGUAACAAAAUAAGUCAAACCUAAUGUAAAUAUUAUUUUGAAUGACCUUUAAGUAACUAAAAAUGUAUAUACAAAUAUUUUGAUAGAAAUGUUAUUCAUAUAAUAUUGUAAAUUAUAAGAACCUAUAUGCUUACACUGAGCUAAAAAACCAUUGUCCGUCCUCAGCUCAGUCCCAUACUCAAUGUUGUGUAUAUUUUGUAUGUAUAAUAUUUAAAACGCUUAUUGUGAUAUUUAAGCAAUUUUUUUGUAUUAAAUUUAAUGUUUCAUGUAUCUAAAAAUGUAUAAAGCAUAACUACAAUUUCAUGUUAAAUGCAUGUGUGUUAAGUGAAGCAUUAAUAAAAGAAAUUGGUAUCUGUGUAAAUUAAAAUGACAAGAUUCAUUUAAAUAUUCAUUAGUUUAUAAGCUUACAUUUACUUGAAAUAGUACUUUACAAUAUCAAGUCACUGCUCAGUAUGUACAAAGACCUGUUUAACAAGUCAUUAUGUUAUUUAUUCUACAAAAUAAAACAAUUUAUUACA
Messenger RNA from Pieris rapae (cabbage white), 2108 nucleotides. RefSeq names its product plasmolipin-like. Bases 405 to 932 code for a protein of 175 amino acids. NCBI's taxonomy places the organism in Eukaryota, Metazoa, Arthropoda, Insecta, Lepidoptera, Pieridae. The record is from RefSeq and is a predicted model, not a curated record. The transcript is spliced from 4 exons. Gene Ontology annotation, cellular component: membrane.